Molecule: messenger RNA, 480 nt
Organism: Cutaneotrichosporon cavernicola
Lineage: Eukaryota; Fungi; Basidiomycota; Tremellomycetes; Trichosporonales; Trichosporonaceae
Exons: 2
Coding region: 1-480 (159 amino acids)
Source: RefSeq, a predicted model, not a curated record
AUGCGCGCCGUCAGCAUCUCCACCUGUAUCACCGCCUCCAACAUUGACGACGACCUUUGCGGUCUCGUCAACCCCGUCUCCGUCCCCGACAUCCAACCCCCCCGCCACAUCCUGAACGCCAUCCCACCCACAGACCCAGCCGGCCUACUUCAAUUCAACGCCCGCCAUGCCUCGCACCACCUCUCCUCAGCCACCAAGCUCUUGCACCACGCGGACCGCCUAGCGUCGCUCGCUGCGGGAUUUGGCGCCCCUCCCCCGAGGCAGUACUAUGCCGCUCGGCUGGAGGGGUGGCAGUAUCUCGUCAAGGCGCGGGCUCUUAUGAGGGUCGCGACGCAUCUUAAUGACAACCUGGACGACUUGGAGCUUAGGGACGACAGGGGGAUCGUGGUGGGGGCGGCAAAGCGGAGAUACCUCCGCCGUAGGGUUGGGGUGGUCAAUGAGAUUCUGGAGGAGAAGAUUGCUGAUUUUAACAAGGUGUAA